CCGCUCUCGCGUCGGCGGGCGCGCGCCGCCUUUCUCUGGUAAGCGGCCCGGGCUUGGCGGGGCGGGCGGCAAAGAUGGCGGAGCCGAGCGGCGGCGGCGGCGGCGGCGGCGGGCCCGGCCCCGGCGGGGAAGGCGAGGCCGGGCUGGCUGCUCCCGGUGGAGCUGUGAUCCGCGUCACGGUGAAGACCCCCAAGGACAAGGAGGAGAUCGUCAUCGCGGACGGCGCCUCCGUGCGCGAGUUCAAAGAAGAGAUUUCCAGGAGGUUUAAAGCCAAACAGGAUCAGCUGGUUCUGAUCUUUGCUGGGAAGAUCCUGAAGGAUGGAGACACCUUGAACCAACAUGGGAUCAAAGAUGGGCUGACUGUGCACUUGGUCAUUAAGACUCCACAGAAGGUCCAAGACUCCACAUCUGCUGCUUCUGCCCCCAAUGCUGCUUCUGCCCCCACUGCAAACCCCUCCUCUCCUGCUGCCCCCUCCCAGCCCUCCACAUCCAGCGGCGCCGCGCCGGAGGCAGGCAGCGGCAGCAGGCGCAGCAGCGGCUCGGGGACCAUGGGAGGAGGAGGAGGAGGAGGGCCUGGAGAUGGAGGCCCUAACAGUGCAACAUCCAUCCUGUCUGGCUUCGGUGGCAUCACCGGGCUGGGGAACCUCGGCAUGGGCUCUGCCAACUUCAUGGAGCUCCAGCAGCAGAUGCAGAGGCAGCUGAUGUCCAACCCAGAAAUGCUUUCUCAGAUCAUGGAGAACCCUUUGGUGCAGAACAUGAUGUCUAACCCUGACCUGAUGAGACAGAUGAUCAUGGCCAACCCCCAGAUGCAGCAGCUGAUGGAGAGGAACCCUGAGAUAAGCCACAUGCUGAAUAACCCAGAGCUCAUGAGGCAGACGAUGGAGCUGGCUCGGAACCCUGCCAUGAUGCAGGAGAUGAUGAGGAACCAGGACAGGGCCCUGAGCAACCUGGAGAGCAUCCCCGGAGGCUACAACGCCCUGCGCAGGAUGUACACAGACAUCCAGGAGCCCAUGUUCAGUGCAGCCAGGGAGCAGUUUGGCAACAACCCUUUCUCUUCCUUGACUGGGAACUCGGAGAGCUCCAGCUCCCAGCCUCUGAGGACGGAGAACAGAGAGCCCCUGCCCAACCCCUGGAGCCCUACCCCCCCUGCUUCCCAGAGCCAGGCACCCAGCAGUGAGGGGGGCACAGGCUCAGCCCCCACCCAGAGCACCCCCACCGUGUCCAACCCCUUCGGGCUGAACGCUGCCAGCAUCGGGGCUGGGAUGUUUAACAGCCCAGAGAUGCAAGGCCUGCUGCAGCAGAUCUCUGAAAACCCCCAGCUGAUGCAGAAUAUGAUCUCUGCCCCUUACAUGAGGAGCAUGAUGCAGACUCUUGCCCAGAACCCUGACUUUGCAGCACAGAUCAUGGUGAAUGUUCCUCUCUUUGCUGGGAACCCACAGCUUCAGGAACAGCUUCGCCUUCAGCUCCCUGUCUUCCUGCAGCAGAUGCAGAACCCAGACUCCCUGUCCAUCCUCACCAACCCCCGCGCCAUGCAGGCCCUGCUCCAGAUCCAGCAGGGCCUCCAGACACUGCAGACAGAGGCCCCAGGACUAGUGCCAAGCCUGGGCUCCUUCGGCAUGCCCCGAGUGCCCCCAUCCUCCUCGGGAGGAAGCACAGCCCCGGAGAACCCUGCUCCCUCCGCCUCCACGCCGGCCAGUGCCUCUCCAGCUGGGGGUGGGACCCCCCAGCAGCAGCUCAUGCAGCAGAUGAUCCAGCUGCUGGCUGGAGGAAGCUCUCAAGCUCAGAGUCCUGAAGUGCGAUUCCAACAGCAGCUGGAGCAGCUCAACGCCAUGGGCUUCAUCAACCGCGAGGCCAACCUGCAGGCCCUGAUCGCCACCGGCGGGGACAUCAACGCAGCUAUUGAGAGACUGCUGGGCUCCCAGCCUUCCUAAACUCUUCUCCUGCUGCUGCCCAGGCAAAAAGAGACCUCUCUCAUUCUCUCUCUCAUUCU
Molecule: messenger RNA, 1990 nt
Organism: Dryobates pubescens (Downy woodpecker)
Lineage: Eukaryota; Metazoa; Chordata; Aves; Piciformes; Picidae
Gene: UBQLN4
Product: ubiquilin 4
Exons: 11
Coding region: 75-1931 (618 amino acids)
Biological process (GO): ubiquitin-dependent protein catabolic process
Cellular component (GO): cytosol
Molecular function (GO): polyubiquitin modification-dependent protein binding
Source: RefSeq, a predicted model, not a curated record